UGGAUUUUGCCUGACUACCGAGGACAUGCGCGCUGAACGGGGGAGGAGGUGUAACAAAGACAGACUGCCUGCUUCUGAUGUUUUGACUCCAUGAUUACUCAAUUAUGGUGCGGAAUUCUCAUUUUCUAAUUGCUUGUUCUUGUAGAAAAGGAGGAAAGUGAAGAGGGGAUUUUUUCCCCCUUUUACAUAGGCCUACAAGAAAAUAAUUUGACACUUUUUGUUGUUUUGGAGCUUUUAGUUUCUUACAGACUCAGAGUGUUAUUAUUAGAUAUUUCUAAUAAUUGCUCGCCCCUGCCGCCACCCUGAAGUUCAUUGUCAUUAUCUUAGCCGCCGGGAUGGUGGCCUUCAUCGGAGCGGUUAUCUGCAUCAUCGCAGCAGUCCACACCGGAUCCUCCAGGGCUGCCGCGACACAACAGCAACCAGCAACCGACAACCACUCGCUUUAUCCGGACGCGGCGGCGCAGAGCCCCGGCGCGGGGAGCUCCGUAGCCAGGGUGGGAUCUUUGGGCGCUCUCCAUGGUUCUGAAACGCCAGACUCAGAAGCACCAACCUUCAACAUCGGGCUAGGCGGGCUGGACGGGGUCACUGGACUGACCGGGCAUGACCCAACGGUCAGUCGACUCAUCUGCACGCCGAUCCCCGCCGGGGAGUGCAACCCGAAAAACUUUCAGCAACAAGCGGAUGACCCGUCGCUGUACGCGGGUGAAGAUUGGGGCUACCUCCGCACCACCGCGGAAGAGCUCCGGCAGACCGUUCUGCAGCAAAAGGACCAGAUAUUAACAGACCAACGGACCAUCAGAGAGCUGACUGGGAAGUUGUCGGAGUGUGAGAAGGGGAUGGACGGCAGCAGCAGCCGCGCAGACAGACGCGGAGGUGCUGCGGGGCUGUGGGGGGGCAAAAGCACAGCGGAGGAGACUCACCUGGAGCGGAUCAUGGUGCGGGACAGCCCGGCAUCGACGCCCGAGAGUGCCCACUUGCUCACCGUCAGGGCUGUGGAUGAACUGGAGCAGGCUAUCACUCAGCUCAAAGACCGCAUAGAGAAACUGGAGUCAGACAUUGGCCCAUUUCCUCACAACCAGACGGACAGCAACACCUCAGGAGUGCCAGAGGAAGGCGGGAUGUCUGGCGGCCCAGAAAGGUUGACUAAUCCUGGGCACAGAGCUGGUGCUGACAAGGCCUCGAGGAUGGAGGACUUGGAGGGGGAGCUGGAGAGGAAGGUGGAGCUGCUGGACAAAGAGAGAAAAGCCCUGAGGCUGGAAACAGAGAAAAACAGACAGGAAAUCGACCGGGGCAUCAAUAAACUACACCACCGACUCUCAGGACUGGAGGAAGGUAUCUCAGGGCAUUCUUUCCCAGAGGGCUACAGAUUGUCCUUCCCAACUCGUACAAACUACAUGUACGCUGUUGUGAAACACUCCAUCCCAAUGCUGCGGGCCUUCACCAUCUGCCUGUGGCUGCGGCCGGCAGAAGGAGGAAUCGGGACACCUCUUUCUUACGCUGUUCCUGAGCAGCCCAACGAACUGGUGCUGCUGCAAGGCCUGCAUAGCCCCACUGAGAUGCUCAUCAAUGACAAGGUGGCGCAGUUGCCUCUAAAUCUCUCCAGAGGCAGCUGGCAGCACAUCUGUGUGAGCUGGAGCCAGAAGGGAGGAGCCUGGCAGGCCUACCAGGGGGGAAAGCUGAGGGGCGAGGGUCACACACUGGCAGCGGGACAUCACAUCAGACCCGGGGGAGUGCUCAUACUGGGGCAGGAGCAGGAUUCCCUGGGUGGAGGUUUUGACUCAUCCCAAGCCCUGGUUGGAGAGUUGUCCCAGGUGGGUCUUUGGGACCGGGUCCUGUCUUCUAGCCAGGUGGCAAACUUGGCACGCUGUGGCAGAGUAACCCAGGGCAGUGUGGCUCCCUGGAGCGAGAACGGAGUCGAGGUUUAUGGUGGAGCAACCAAGGACCCGGGGGAGCCUUGUAGUAAACACAACAGGAGUUCUCAAUGACCGAUGGGGGAAGGCUUUGAGGAAAGUAGAAGUGAAGAAGGGUGGAGGGAGGGGUAAAGUUGUAGCGCAUUCAAGAAAGUAGAAUUUCCUCUGCCCAGGAUCCUGUAGCAGUGCUACAGGAUUUUCUAAACAACUCUAUGCGGCAUGGACUAACAAGUAUGUAGGAAAUGGAAAACGAAUGGUAUUUAUUCAUAUGACCUGGAUAGAGGCUUUGCAGUUACUUCAGCAAACUUCUAGCAACCACAGCCGAUGUUAUCAUCGAGGUCCACUGGUGAACUGUGCAACACAAGAUGAGAUUCUUCAUAAAUUUAGCUGUAGUAUGGAUAUAGAUCAAAUUUUGUAAGUUACAGCUCAUACUUUCUGUGUUGGCAAACCAGCUAGCGGUCUAAUUAUUGAAAACUAAAAAUGUUAAUUUUAACAUAAGUAUACUAGCAAACAAUUGAACCCUCUCCUAACUAUUAAUUUGUGAGCAAAGGUGAAUUAAUAUGAUUAGCUAGCUAACAAACUGCCAUUAUCUAACAUGUUGCUUAAACAUUGCUUUCUUGAAGAGAGUAAGAUGGAAUACCACUCUUCACAGCAGCUGGUUAUAGUAAUCAAGCUUAGCAUAAAAUUAAAAACAGGGGGCAAUGGCUAGCCUGGCUCUGUUCAACGGUAACAAAAUCCAAACAAGACGUGUUUAUAAGCGAGCUUUAGAGGUGAAAAUUUGUUACCUUUGGACAGAGCCAGGCUAUCUUUUAGCCCAUUACCAGUCUUUAUGCUAAGCUAAGUUAGCCGGCAGCUGGUGGUAGCUUCAAACGUACAUGUGAGUGAUAUCAAAAUUCUGAUCAAACUCUCCGCAAGAAAGUGAAUAAAUGGUUUUCCCAAAAUUUUGAACUUUUCCUUUAAACUGAUCAGAUUACUGGAGAUGAUGCCAUUUAACAGCUAAAACUUUGCAGAAAUCACCACUGUCUAUUUAUCCUGUUAAUCCUGGUUGUAAAAAACUCAAAGAGUUGACCUCCACUAUGGCUGCCAGAAGUUGUGUCAAGCCAGCUGAAAUCCCUCCGUGAGAGCAGUAGGGUCGGAGUGAAGUUAAUUAAGGGCUGCGACAGCUUUAGAGUCUGGAGUCAAUGUAAGGUGAUGAAAAAUGUUGGGGGAAGUGGUGGGAAUAUUAAGUAGUAGGCUAGAUGGCAGCAAGGAGUAGAUGAUGAAAGAGAAUGCAAAGAGGGAGGAAGGGCAAAAAAA
Micropterus salmoides (largemouth bass) is the source of this 3206-nucleotide messenger RNA. It is a transcript of the gene cbx6b, whose product is annotated as chromobox homolog 6b. The record is from RefSeq and is a predicted model, not a curated record. Lineage: Eukaryota; Metazoa; Chordata; Actinopteri; Centrarchiformes; Centrarchidae.